AUGGAAAAGGAGCAAGCCAUGAUGAAGCAUACAGAGCCAUCUCGCAGAACUGAAGGGCUAGGAGUACGAAGAAUGAAUAAUAAAGGACAAUUUAAUCGAGGGAGAGGCCGAGGAAGAAGGAAUGACAGACGGUUUACGAAUGGCCCAGAUGUGUGUUACACUUGUGGUGGUACAGGACAUUUUUCUAGCAGUUGUCCUUAUAGUCACAGAAGAAAAGCCUCUGAUUAUAUUACUUGCUUCUCGUGUGGUGAGAAAGGGCAUUAUGCCAGCAGUUGUCCCCAUAAGAGACAAGUUACGCUUCCAGCACCACCCAUUAGACUAGCGAUUGAACCAGCCCCGAAGCACCAGGCUGUUGGAAAGCAAGUGAAUGCUUUAGAGUUAGGAAAACCCGAACCACAACAGCCCCAUCAGGGACCGAUCACAGGAACAUUGUGUGUUGGUGGAGUUUAUGUGCAUGUUCCCUUCGACUCGGGUGCCACACAUAGCUUUGUGAUACCCGAGGUAGUGUCGAGUUUUAAGGGAACCUUUACUAGAGUAAAGGUAGGUGUUUCAGUUAGAACCCCUGGGAACCAUAACCUUCGUGCCGAUAGUUGUGUACUUGGGAUUCCAAUCUAUGUGGGAUCAACGGUAUAUCCGGCAGACCUGCUAGUUGUUCCUUUAGGACAACACGAAGUGAUUUUGGGCAUGGACUGGCUGUCGAGAUACUACGCACAGUUGGAUUGUGGUCGAGGAAGAAUUACACUUGAAGAAAGCGGACAACCAUCAACGACAUACUAUGGAAUAUGUCCAAGUGCUGGAGUGUCACUUGUAUCUGCCUUAAGAGUUGAGAAAGAUUUGAUCGAGGGCGAGGUAUAUCUUGUAACUCUAACUACCCUUCGAGGAGAAUUGAAUGAAGGGACAAAGUUGGAAGAGAUAGCAGUAGUAAAAGAAUACCAGGAUGUAUUCCAGCCAUUGGAAGGAUUGCCCCCACCACGAAGUGAUCCUUUCACCAUUACAUUAGAGCCGAGAGCAGCCCCAAUAGCUAAGGCACCCAAUCGAAUGGCUCCAGCUGAGCUUGCUGAAUUAAAGAAGCAGUUGGAAGAUUUGAUAGAAAAAGGAUUUACCAGACCGAGAUCUUCACCAUGGAGAGAACCAGUCUUAUUUGUAAAGAAGAAAGACGGUACCAUGCGGUUAUGCAUCGAUUAUAGAGGGAUUAACAAUGUUACAGUAAAGAGUAAAGAGGAACAUGCAGAGCACCUCCAAAAGGUGUUAGAGCGAUUAAGAAGCCAUAAGUUGUUCGCCAAGUUUAGUAAAUGUAGUUUCUGGAAAAGGGAGAUUGGAUUCCUUGGUCAUCGAGUGUCAGAGAAGGGAGUUGCAGUAGAUCCUGAAAAGGUUAAAGUAGUUAAGGACUGGCCACGCCCUACCAGCGCUACCGAGGUUCAAAGCUUUCUAGGAUUGGCUGGGUAUAAUCGAAAGUUUUUGAGGAACUUUUCCAUCAUGGCCAAACCCUUGACGAGGCUGACUGGGAAAGAUAUAUCAUUUGAAUGGGAUAAGAAAGAGGAAAAGGCUUUUACACAACUAAAGGAAGCUUUGACGACAGCACCUAUUCUUGUAUUACCUACUCCAGGAAGACCUUACACAGUAUACACUGAUGCUUCUCGAGUAGGACUGGGUUGUGUACUGAUGCAGGAUGAAAAGGUCAUCGCCUAUGGUUCAAGACAGUUAAGGAAGCACGAGGAGAAUUACCCCACCCACGAUCUAGAGAUGGCUGCAGUGGUAUUUGCUUUAAAAAUAUGGAGAUCCUAUCUUUAUGGCGAGACAAUUCAAAUCUUUACUGAUCACAAGAGUCUCAAGUAUCUCUUUACUCAGUCAGAUUUGAAUUUGAGACAAAGGAGGUGGAUGGAGUUUAUCACGGAAUAUGACUUACAAAUCCAAUAUCACCCAGGAAAGGCGAAUGUGGUAGCAGAUGCACUGAGUCGGAGGAGAAGUGAUACAGCUAUUGAGAAGGACAUAGAAGCCUUAAACGCAGAAUUCAAGAUGAUUAGUCUUUCAGCCAUAGAAGGCGAGGGCAGCGAGCCAUUGGGAUUGCGAGCAAUGAAUCAAGCAAACCUCCUGCAAAGAAUUCGAGAAGAGCAGAAGGAAGAUGUGAAGCUAAAGAAGAUUAUAAAAGAACUUGAAGAAUAA
Messenger RNA from Brassica napus (rape), 2163 nucleotides. RefSeq lists its product as uncharacterized. The record is from RefSeq and is a predicted model, not a curated record. Bases 1 to 2163 code for a protein of 720 amino acids. Gene Ontology annotation, molecular function: zinc ion binding; nucleic acid binding. The transcript is spliced from 3 exons. NCBI's taxonomy places the organism in Eukaryota, Viridiplantae, Streptophyta, Magnoliopsida, Brassicales, Brassicaceae.